Messenger RNA from Hydractinia symbiolongicarpus, 4240 nucleotides. RefSeq names its product nuclear pore complex protein Nup133-like. Gene Ontology annotation, cellular component: nuclear pore outer ring. Bases 822 to 4106 code for a protein of 1094 amino acids. Lineage: Eukaryota; Metazoa; Cnidaria; Hydrozoa; Anthoathecata; Hydractiniidae. Gene Ontology annotation, molecular function: structural constituent of nuclear pore; protein binding. The transcript is spliced from 37 exons. The record is from RefSeq and is a predicted model, not a curated record. Gene Ontology annotation, biological process: transcription-dependent tethering of RNA polymerase II gene DNA at nuclear periphery; poly(A)+ mRNA export from nucleus; protein import into nucleus.
GAACACAAUUUUUAUUGCAUAAGGUUUUAUUUGUAAUGGGAAGACUAUUAGAUUGAGUUAUAAUUGUAAACAUUAUAAUAUUUACAACCAGAAAAACUAAUAAUAUUUAUUUUUACUUGACUUAAUAUAUAUAUGCAGUUUUUGUGAACAAAUUUUUGUUAUAACAGAGAUGUAUUAAUUGACCUUUGCUUGUUUUGUACAUCAGGGUUAAGAAUAGAUUUUAAAAGGAGUUCAUUUUUUAAAGUAUUAGACUGUAAUCUUACAAAGUUCAAAAUUUUUAUUUGUUUUGUACUGUCUAUGAACCUCCUCCCCCUCUCUCCCCCCUUCCAAUAAAACAAUAGGGAGUUUCCUCAUUGCCUUUUCUGAAAGAGCUUUAAGGGUCUUUAAGGAUAUUUUUAUCAAUUGUAUAUUCUUUCUAUUUUCUUCUCUAACGUCCCAUUUCUAGUGCUAUAGGAAGUGCAACAUUAAAAGUAACUUGUUUUCUUCCCCUUUAAGCCAAUUAAAUUUCAAUGUGUUUUAAAUCUCCUAAUUUUCAGAAACUACCAUGGUUGUCCCUUUCAGAUACACUUAAUGUAACCCCCCACCAAGGCUUCAUGCAGGAUUGCAUUUUGUCCCCUUUCCCCUUGUCUGAUUUAAUAUUUAGUCCCUCAGAGGAAACUACUUUCCAGUUUUACCUCAUAUUUUUGAAUAUCAUAAACCUUUUUAUCUGUUUCUACAAUUUGUACUACAUAAAUGCUGAAUUAAAAGAAAUGAUGUUUAAAGAACUGACUUAAAUCAAUUAUUCUUUUUACACCCAUCUCCUUCUAUUGUUAGUUAUAAUAAUGUAUACACCUAAAAGACAACAACGCAGUCGCUUAGAGGACUCCUUGAUUGGAAAACAAAAUUCUCCAUUUUCAACAUUAAACUUGUCAGUUACUGAAGAUUCUGCUCAUACGAGAAAGUUUCAAAGUAAAGCAGUCUUUCAGAUCAUUGAGCAAGAUGAGUCUCAUCAAUUAUUAACCUAUGGCAAUGCACUUCCAGUUGAAGUGGCAGAGGUUUUGGCAGCCUCUCAAAAAGCACCUUUAUCUGCAAAGAUUGAUCCUGCUGGUUGGGUAUCAGUUGUCUGCGGGAGAAAGUUAUUUAUUUGGAGAUUUACCUCCAGUGCUGCUAAAAAGGCUGUCAGCUGUUUUGAGUUUCAACUUGCACCCACAGAACUGACUCAUCAAGCAGAUUUAACAUGUGUUAUCGAAACAAACUCCUCAGACCCAACAUUUGCAAUGAAUACCAAAACGUCAGUGAUGAAUGUAUCUCCAGAAGGAACUGUAAAAUUCUGGCAAAAUAUAAACAGACCAGCAGUCACAGUUGAAUCGUUUUUAAACCUAGGUGGAAAGCAAUGUCUCUAUUUACUGCCAUUAAGUCCAUAUGGAUGUGUGUUAGUUACAACUACGAAUGAAGUAUACUUAUUGUCACCAAGCAUUUCUACGGUGCAUUGUCGACAACUCACUACAUCAAAGGGUAUGUUGUCCAACAUUGGACGAAGAGUGUCCAGUUUUUGGUCUCAGCCUGUUGUUGGUGUCAAUAAGUAUCCCCCAUGUAUUUGCUCAGGAACAAAUGAUUACGACACUUCAGAGAGGCAUUUCUACACCAUUACAAACCAGCAAUUUCAGAAAUGGGAAAUAGCUGGGCCGUCAGAAUCAGAAACAAAGAUGGUUUAUGAAAUUGAUUUACUGAAGUGUAUAAAAAUGUAUACUAACGAAAAUGUGGAGUCGUUUCAACAUAUUGAUGAAAUACAAGUUUUGGAUAUGAAGAAUGCUGGUUUUGGUACAAUGUUACUCAUGGUAUUGUGGAGUGGUGACACAUAUCGAUGUGCUGUUGGUUUGCUGAAAGCUCGUGGUGAUGACACACAAGUCAGUUUUUCAAGUAUUGUACUUAUUGACGAUGAAGUUCAAGAAGAAGAUUUUACAAACUUAAAGCUGGCCUUACCCGUGGCAGAAUACCAUGUGUUUAUAGCAUCAAAACACAUGAUUUAUGCUCAAUCAGUUUCGAAAAGUAUGUGGAAUCCUGUCAAAGUGGAGUUUAAUAAAGUUAACAGUGCCAUAAUUGGUGUUGGUAACUGCGGUUCUGAUCCUAUCUUUUUAUCAAGAAGACAUGGUUUGAUCACUUUUCGCCUUAUGCAAGACCCAACAAUAGCACUAAUGAAGAGUAUUCAACAACCAGAAAAAGAAAAAAUUAGCAAAGAAGAAGAAUCUAAAACAGUUGACAUUCCACUCGAGAUAUCUCCCAGUGAUGCCUAUGCUACAAUAAAAACGGCCUUUGUAGCUCAUUCAAAAGAUCGCGUGGACACUAAUCACAUUAUCAGCACGUUAGAAUGUACACCCCAAGAUAUUCACGAUGCGGUUAUUCAACUCAGUAUCGAACUGCUCAACAGUCGACCAGUGUCUGACCCAAGAUGGGCUGCACAAAGGAAUAUAGGCCUUGUUACAACAUCAGUGUUACUGUUGAACCAGUUGCAAGAUAAAGAACAGAUUCAUGCAGCAUUUAUCGAGUUUCUUACUCGUUCAAAGAUCUACGAAAAGACAAUGGAAAAACGUUACGACAUUCAGUUCGAAGUUAAUGAAAACAGUGAGAAACUGCAAUGCAUGCUAGCUCUACAGAAUAUGUACUCAAGGGUAGGUGAUAUCAUAGAUGAAACAAUAAACACACUCGAUGUUGGUCUUUCUUCAUUUGACGAAGAAAACAAUUUUAAUGCCAAAGAUGUUUUUUUUGCAAAUGUUACUGAUGUCGGUCAGUUCUUUUUCGCCCUACUCAGGUUGGAAGAGAAGAAACUUUCGCAAAUAUCGACAGUAAAGGAACAAGUAGAGCUAAUAUCGACCGUCAGUGAAUUGUUUGCGACGUGUUAUACUGCUGCUUGGCAACACAGACAACUUGUUACCAAACAAAAACAGGCAACUCAGAUGUACCACGUUCCGUGGACUGGUAGUGCAACGAGUAUUAACAAUCGAGCACUUUUGAAACGUCAGAUCCAACUAGCACUUGAACAAGGCCUACCAAACGUUGAUAGCACAAAGGUUGGAGCAAUUUUAACGCGCCAAGUAAUACUACUAUCUGAUUUGCUAUUGGACGGCUAUGAAAGGGAGUUGGCUUUACUACGAUCGACUGGUACACAUCAACAAUUUGCUAGUCUCAACGAGGAGUAUCAACAAGAGCGACAAUAUAUUGUUAUAUUGUUAGUGGAUCUUAGCUAUUACGAAGAAGCAGCCACUUUAGCUGAAAAAUAUGAAGAUUUCCUUUCGUUAAUUCUACUGUGUGAGAAAACGCAGGAUACUGAGAAGCUGGAACAUUACAAACAGACUUUUGGAAAACAGGGUUUUUCCGAAGUCUUGUAUCAACGAUAUAUGGACACAGGAGCAUGGGGUAAACUGAUGGGUGAAAAAAACACCUCCGACGACUUUGACAAAUUUCUUGGGAAUUACAAUAACCUUAGCUGGUUGCAUUUCAUUGGAGCGAAAGAGUUUUCAAAGGCUUCACAUGUUCUUAAGCAUCUUUCUGGCGAUGAAAAAAUAUGCGCACCAAGAAAAAGGCUUAUGUUGGUACUAUCCAAUUUGUCGAUGCUUGCAUCAGAUGAAGAGACGAGCGAGAUCACUGCUCAUGUGAAUGAUGUUGACAAACACUUGGAGCUUCUUGAGUACCAGGAUAAUAUUAUGGAGUUUCUUGGGAAAGAAUCGCACUUAUAUCCACCAUUGUCUGCGGAGGAGCUCAUACAGAUGUGCUUAACAGAAAAUCCAGCCAACUUAACAGACGACCACUAUGCACAUCUAUUUGGUGUGUUGUCACAUGUUGAGACCGACGCUCAAAGUCUAGCCUUGGAUGUUUGGUGUAGCUGUAUUUUGCACGACAAUUGGAGUGAAUGCUCGCAAUUGGAUUAUGAGGACGUGGUCACACAGAAAAUGUUUUUUAGAUGUUUAAAGUAUUGUAAAAACACAGAUUCGAGCAUAUCCUUGAUACCAUCACUAAGAGACUUGCUGUCUUUGGAUGCACUAAAAAUACGUUCCAGUCAAACUUCCUUACGACAGCUGAAAGCUUGUUACGAAGUUGCUGGAUUAAAAAAUCUGAUAGAAGGUGUAUAGCGCCCAUGGCGGCUAGCUAUCAAAGUUACUAUAAUGAUCAGAACUUUGUGUAAAUUAAGAGACGUAAGAAUUGAACAAUUGUACUUAUAUCAAAAACUGUUUAUAGCGAUAAUAAAAGCAGUCGUACUUAAUAA